ACUACAAGUGUCUCUUAUAGUCCGCAAGGUCUUUGACCCAACUGGGAUUCUUUUGAGAAAAAUAUUUCAGAGAAAACAAUUCACAAAUACAAUAAAUUUUAAUUUUAAUUGGAUCCUGAAGUUGUUAUUGUCUGUGCCAAGCAGAAUUUCUGCGAAGAUCAGCUCCUCGUGAAUCAGCAUGGGCAUAACUAUGCCGCUCGCCUUCACGAUACGUUUCGGCUCCUCUGUCUCACGUAACUUCUUUAUCCUUUCACUUGUCUUCAUUCUCCUUCCUGAUGCCCUCUACGCCUAUCCCGUCUUUGGAACGAAACGUUAUGGCCGAUCAACAGGUCUGCCACAUCGAGUUUCUACAUGGGCAGGUCCCGCUCCGCUGCCUUUGCAGGCUUACCAACAGCCACAACCCCGUACCCAAACAAACUACGGCCUUGGAAUGUCUUCAUCUCCCAGUUACUACACAGCAGAUCCUCUUAUCAACUACCCCUACACACAGGAUUACCCGGACAAUGAAUAUUACUACGCUCAAGAUCCAGGAAGUUUUGGGAGUUACCCUUUCUACCCAACUAGUGUCACGAACGGAAACAUGAAAUACUCCCUCUAUCAGUCAGUAGCACCAUAUUAUUAUGGAGACGGUCAUCAGAGGAUGGGUUACGGUUACUAUGGAUAUGAUGAACCAAAUGAUCCUGUUUACGACCUGCAAGAGGAACUCCAACAGGAGGACGAAAGAGAGGAACGGGAAGAAUCGCUACCUGUUGGGCAAGAAACCUGGUUUGAGGGAGGGAGUGGUUUACAAAGACAACCCCAAAGGGACAGCCUAGCCGAUGUGAACGCAGCUUUCCUUCAGAACCUGAUCAUGAGUCACAUGUACAACGAUGCAAACAGCGGUCAUAUCGUGAGGCAUCCUCCACAUGAAGGUGUUUUUGAAGGAGAUGACGAUGUUCAAGGUAGAUGGGCGUAUGAAACAGGAAGAAGUAGGAGUCAGGCUUCAGGAGAAUAUCAAAACAGUGAUGAAGAUUUGGAGGAUGAAGAUGUCAGAGAGCUGAAAUCUCUGGUGAAGAAGAAUCGCAGUGGGGAACUAAAGGACCACGCAGGAAACACUCCCAACAAUUGGUUCCCUGCACCAGCAAACAUACAGAAUGACCAUCCCCAAACAUGGUACGCACACAGUUCUGUAAUGGACAACACACACAGGCCUGAGUAUUAUGAGCCUAUUUGGUUCCCCACUGAAAACGGUCCAUGGUUCGAAAAUGGCUGGGGUAGUGGCAUGUCAUACAAGAGAAGCUAUGAGCCUUUGUACAAAAGCAUCCGGUCUUACAACAAAAAACAAGAAUCAAGCGAAUAUGGUCCAUGGAUUCCGAAAGGUAACAUAAAUUUCUCAGACAGGAAGGGGAAUGGGAUGAUGGGACCCGUUUCAACAUCAAAAGUUGCUAAAACUUCUCAUGAACAACAUGCAGCUGGGUCAAAAAAUGUCAAAACUUCUUCCACUGAAAGUAUUCCAAUUCGUUCCGCGAACACUACUCCUGUUCCAACCACCUCUGCAGUCACAUCAUCCCCUGUUGAAACGACAAGCAUCUCAGAUGCUGAGUUCGACUCUAGAAGAGGUCAGAAAGAAGUGGCAUUGUUGAGGCCACCGACACCAGCUCGACACCCGUUCGCAGUCCAGACUAUGGACAAGAUGCUGACCAGGAGCCGAACGACAGCUCGUCAUCCAUCGUCUGUGUACGACACAAUCAAGCAGCUCCUCAGCAUGGAGCAUGGCCUGCAGAAGGAAACAGAAGAUGGUCACCCCAGACCUCAGAAACGUUUUGUAAGCAAUGAAGAAUCUCUAGUGGAGGAACUCAGUGGGCUGAAGAAGUUGGCAGCUUAAAUUUGGACAAAUACAACCACAGAACAAAGAUGGUGAAGUUGAAGGCCAUGGUACUCAUGGAGUACAGUACUGUGCUCUGUUAGUCCAAGGUCAGUGCAAGAUCUAGCCUAGUUCAGUGUCUAUGAAACAACCGCUCUGGCCACGCGCUACUGUAACCCUUGACACAAAGCAGGGAGAGGACUACUUAGGCCUCAGAUGAACCAGAGAUGAUGGGAGAAAGACUUCAAGCCAAAGAUUUUAAACAUAAAAGAUACUUUGGUAUAUCAUAAAUUAUAAUAACCAAGAACAAUUUUAAGGUAAUUUAUGAGUUAUUACAAUGAGAAAAUUGAAUUUAAGAUUGAUGUAUAUAUUCCUAAACGAUGUGACAAAUAUAUUUAUUUAUUUAUAUUUUUAUUCAGUAUAAAAGAAACUGUUCAAAUCAUAUAAUUCAAUCUGUCAUGUAAUUAUUUUAAUUUUAAAUUAUAAUAUUUCUGUGAUAUUUCUUAAUCGUAUGAAAUAUUACAAUAAAUUUCAUUAGCACCUCAUAACAAAGCUACUUCACUAUUGCUGCAUAAUUAAUGUGACUGAAAUGUUGAUGGACUUUGCUGUAAUAUUCAAUACGGUUAGUCUAUCAAUUUAAAUAUAUUCUUCAUCAAAUAUGACAACAUCCGUUCAAAUAUGAGAUAUUUUCAAAUGAAACCAGUUUGGUGAUUUUUCUGAGCGAAUGAUUAGGGGCCAUUACAAAUAUUCCCCGUAGGUGUUGAGGUACCCACUGCUUCCGUCUGUUCUAAAGAACUCUUUUUGUUGCACCGCUGCUGUAUCAUGCAUACAGCCAUCUGAUCACCUACACCUCGAACGGGUUUCAUUUGAACCUGGUAUAUUCUGUUAUUCAGUUACAGAAAACCCUUAGAGAUAACGUAUUCUGAAUAUUUAUAUUUUUUAAUAUAGCAAUUUAUUUCUAUGUACCCAUAAUUCAUUGGCCUAAUGGUUUUUGAACUUUAAUUUAGACGCCCAGCAGUGAAAGUGUUUAAGAUAUAGAUGACGUCAUAUAAGUCGGUUGCUAUAACGGAAAUACUUGCAAUUAACGGAAUAUUCCUCUAUAGCCUUUCUAUUAUUUCGUAGCUUGUAAGAUUUUGUAAACAAUUUAGAGGUGUUCUGUGCCGAGGAACGUCUUUUAGCUCCUUGAUCUAGACUGCAAGGUUACACAGCCUUCAAUUAGAACUGUUACAUUCUAGUGUUAUGAUUUUUACGCUGUAAGUGUGGAUGCUUUUACAUGCGAAAUUAAGCAUACAAUCUGAAGGAGGGUAAAGGGACUAAAUCUGAGAUAAACCUGCAAGGGAAUACAUUAGCCAUUACGCGAUAGAUUCAGAUAGUUAAGUACAUUAUUUUCAUGGCCAAAUGUUAUAUAUCACCAUCAACCAGCAUUAGUGAUCUGUGUAAUUUAUAUGGAAAUUAAAGAAAGGGAUUAUUUUGUGUUAUUUGAAGCGUCGUACGGUGUGAUUUGUGUAAUAAACAUUGGAUAAAGUACAUAUAUAUUGUAACGUGUUUUUGCCAC
Molecule: messenger RNA, 3398 nt
Organism: Cryptotermes secundus
Lineage: Eukaryota; Metazoa; Arthropoda; Insecta; Blattodea; Kalotermitidae
Exons: 3
Coding region: 179-1864 (561 amino acids)
Source: RefSeq, a predicted model, not a curated record